AUGAGGCCUGCUUCAUCAUCGGAUAAGCCCAAGUUGAAGUCUUCCAGCAUAUCUAAAAGAAUUUUAAAAAUCACACCUGAUGCCCCUGAGCCUCCAUUGCCCAACAAGGACAUGUCGUCUUACGAAUUGAUCCCUGAAUUUGAAGACGACCAUUUCUUAUGUAAAGCUGCCAGCAUGCAAAAGCUUCAAAUUGUUGAAAAGAAGCCUACGCUUGAAUUCAGCCUUGGCCCCAAAUCCUAUAAAUUGGAUAAAGCGCCGGACAAAAAUUUCAUCGUUCUGGGAUCCUUUUACCAAUGUGACAUUCCAUUAUAUCAUUAUCCGAGGAAGAAAAUUAAAGUACACGUGCCCAGAAACAUAUCCUAUGACUUGUACGUGCAAAUGGAUGCUCGAUCUCGAUUAUCUAGGAUCGAAUCUACGUCUUAUGCAGCCUUAAAAAGGGGACAUCUCUUUUCUGCAAGCUUUUCUUUACCAGCGGUUAGGGAAAAAAUUUCUUCUCACCAUCAAGUGAAAGAUGACAUUUUCCUGCAGGAGCAUAUCUCUUUUGAUUGUUCUUCUUCUGAUCCCAUUGAAUCGACCCCUGAAAUUGAAAAUGAAGGCUCUUUAGAAACAGAUGUCAAUAUUACCAGCUCAAGACUAUUGAAGCAAUGUAGAUCGUUCAAUUGCACUUCUGAAUCCUGGGAAAAUCUUUUUGUUUUUGAGCAAAACGUCUAUUUUAACAAGCUUUGUAAACUUAUUAAGCUGAGAUUGACUUCAUCUUCCUUUUUGUCAGAAGUGGAUAAGAUAAAAAACUUAUACGCAUCAAAGUGUAAAAGCUUUUUCAAAGAUGCUUUAGAAUCUUUCCGCGAGCAGGAGAACAUCAUUUUGAGAUAUUUAGAGUUUAUUACGGAAUUCGAAAUAUAUCCUUUCGAAGAGAUUUUCACCUCAUGGGUCUCCUUUAUUUCAUUUUCUCACAGAAAGAAAAACUCGACCAAACUUCAAGCAGAUGCCAAAGCUUCUCUCCUCCUUCCAUUUUUCAAUUUUUGUAAAAAGAAAAUAUCGUUUUCUUGCUUUUCGACGCUUUUUGGGCUGUUUUCGACGCUGUUUAAAGAAAAAGAGCAAAAUUUGAUAGAAAAUGGCAAUUUAAGGGGUCUAUUUUUUGAAAUUUCCGACUUUGUAAAUCGAUUUCUUACCGAGUACGGAUAUUUACAGCGGGCAUAUCUAAUCUCGCUCUUAUAUUGUCGUGUUUUAAUCACCAAUCAAAAAAUAAACGUAGACGACUCUAUUGAUAUGUCGAUUCUGGAGUCUCUACAAUUUCCGAACGUUUCAACCGCGACAACGAUACAGCCAUCUUUUGACCCCUGGGAAUAUUUAAGGGACGAAUUUUUAAAAAAUAAGAGUUGCCCGUCAAUUGAGGCACUGUUGAAUAUAUGGCUGAAUUUGGAGUCUUCGAUGAACGUUUGCCCUUCUUUUUGCAUAUCAAGGUCCGACAGUUCCCCUUUUUCAAAAAUUUCAUUUUCUGACGACUUGCAACCAUUGAUGAUUUCUGCUUUUGACGGGAGCCCAAACCCACUUGAUUGCGUCGAUUUCGCAAUGAAGGAGCGCGUUAUUUUGGAUCAAUUAACUUUUUGCGGACUAAAUUUAUACGACCAUGCAUCAGAUCGCACCGAACUCGUGGAGGGGCCAUUUUUAACUACAGAUACCAUCAGUCUAUUCAAAGAAUUCUGCAGGGGUAAAGAAAGCACAAUGCAAGGUUACUGGGAGGAGCUCUGUGCUAAAAGAACUGCUAGAUGCCGUUUUUUGGUUAAUGUUUUUCGCAAACAUCUUUUUUACUCUCCAUUGUCCUUUAACUAUGGCGCCUUUAGGUUCACCGUUUUACAAGUUAGCAGCAAAUCGUGCAACAAGCAGGCUUUAAACAUUUCUGUGGCAUUUAUUCUUGAGCUGGCUUUGGCCUAUUUGCGAGAGCAGCAUUAUUUUG
This is a messenger RNA of Mitosporidium daphniae, 1954 nucleotides long. RefSeq lists its product as uncharacterized. Lineage: Eukaryota; Fungi; Microsporidia. The annotation marks the transcript as partial. The record is from RefSeq and is a predicted model, not a curated record. The transcript is spliced from 2 exons.